Molecule: messenger RNA, 2346 nt
Organism: Oikopleura dioica
Lineage: Eukaryota; Metazoa; Chordata; Appendicularia; Copelata; Oikopleuridae
Source: the annotation of a GenBank genome assembly
AUGAACCAUUUUCUUUUUUUAUUGCUUCUCAGAAGAGCAGUCGAGGCGGAGCAUUUCAGAGCAGGAAGUUUGCAGUUUAAAAAAGACGAGGACGGAGUCGUCAGUGUAACGAGAACAGUCGGCUUUCGUCGAUAUUUAGCUGGCUGGGGAAAAGAAGGAUGCGACGAAGAUGACAUUGGUCAAACAUCAGGCAAGAUACUUAGCCACAAGAAUUUCUACCUGCCAAUCGGGGUUGUCGAUAAGAACGAAGAGAACCUUGCAAAGGCAAAACUCGUAAAAUACGAACUGCUGCAGAUCGAGAAAAGUAGCUCCCUCCCUGAUAAUGAGCAUUAUUGCUACGGAAAAACUUUCGAUGAGGCGCUCCCAGCAGCAGUUGAGGGAAACCAGUUCACAAUGACAAACGGCUUUCAUAACGAAGGAUGGACAGUGUUUUUAACUCACGACAACGGUAACACCGGAAAGGGCAAAUAUCAAUAUACGGCGCAUGUCUACGAGUACGACAACAAUUCUCCUCAAUUCGAGCUCCCCGCGAUUUGGUGGAUCAUCGACGGCUGCGAGGAGCAAACUUACUACUUGACGCCGCAGGACCCGGACGGCGACCAAAUCAUCUGUAGAUGGUCAACACUUGAGGAAGCUUCAUUUUUCGCGCACGACAAGGAAGGCUACAAAAACCAUGGCGGCAGCAUAACCCACUGGCCACUCAAUCAGCUUUCUCUCAAUUCAACCAGCUGUGCGGUAACUUAUCACCCUGAGCACGACAAUGGUGGUGGCUACAAACCUAUUGCUGUUCAAGUCGAAGAUUUCGACGACAAUGGCAAUAUCAAAUCUUCCGUCCCAGCGGUUUUUAUCGCGCAGGUUUUCACUCCGGAUAUGGACGAGUCGCUUUUAGACACUCCAUUUACAGUCACUAAUCGAAGAAGAAGAAGGCACGGCGAAGAUAAUGGCGAUAAUAAAUUAAUAGAAUGGAAUCAGUACAGGCCGAACAUCAGACUCCAGCCGAGAAAUACUGAUCAUUGCGAUGGCCUGCCACUCUGGGUUCCACCGACUCCGCCCAAUGAGUCCUUGUUGAUUUACGAAGCGACAGUUUCCUACUACCAAGUCUGGGCAGCUCGCUUCCUUUUUCAAGGAAAUUACUACACGACAGUCCAUCGCGCUCAAUUCUCCCUCCCCGAUGGGAUGACCUGCACAGAAUUGCGAGAAGAUGGCACUGCGACGUGUAAUUGGACUCCAACUGUAGAACAAGUCGGCUUGCACACAGUUUGCGGCCUUUGUUACGAUGUUUUUGAGCGACCAAGUAAUAGAAACUGUGUGAAAAUUGAAGUGAUUCACAAAGAACCGCCCACUGAAAACCCGUGCACGACAAAUCCGAAAGAAGGAAUGGAACGGUUCGAGUUCACUGGACAGAAUAUUCAAAAAGAUUCGAUUUUGCUACUGAAUGCAUUGGAAUCUGAUUUCGUGAUGUUUGAGUCAAGAAAUUCGACUGGCGCAUUCCACGAUUUCAAGGUCAAAACUUACGGCGACCGAGACAUCUCUGAUUUACCGCGCCUGUUUGACAAUAGCCCGUACACAUUUUACCAGUUCGAUCAAGCAUGUGGAAUUACUGAGUCUCCCCAGCUGAUUGAGAUUUACUCGAUCGAAGGGGGAAAGAAAAACAAGUUGCGAAAGGUUCUCUUCGAUUAUCUCGAGCUAACUGUUUACGGUGAUACACUCAGUCUUCCUCGAGCCAAUCUCAGUGACAGUAAAUGGGAUGAACUUCCGGACCAAACCCCAGUCUUUCAAUACAAUCAAAUGUACUUACUUCUCGCUGACGAGAAAAUCCAAGCUUUUCAGAAUCCUUUCAACCCUGGAUCCUUCAUUUUCAAAUCGAAAUCCGGUCCUGUUGUCACCUCGCGAAUCACUCUAGAAUUUCACUCGAAGCAUCUGAAAUUAUCGAAGAUUUCACUAAACUGGUUCGAAUGCGAAACUACUGGCAAACUAAACCCGUCUGUUACAAGCGGAACUUUCGUGGACCCGGAAGACACCACGCAUCCAAUGUGCUAUCGAUACACUGGGGAAGACAGUUUUGAUGAUGACUUGUACACAGGAGAUUACUGGAAAGAGGCAAUUCUUCCUGGAUUUUUUAAUCCUGCACUUGGAUCUCAUUUUGACAGGAGAUACAAUUUUGCUGUUGUGAAGAAAACAAGCGGCGAUUUUUCAGAUUUUGACGAGGUGAAAAAUGCCUGCUCUCAAUUCGGUAUGAGUUUGGUUUACCCAUACAAUGCCGAUGCCAAUGAUUUCUGGCUUGCACGACUGAUUGAGCAGCAAGCGGCUACUCCUGGAUUGCGUCUCAUGAUAGGACUGAUCUAA